Penaeus vannamei (Pacific white shrimp) is the source of this 7685-nucleotide messenger RNA. NCBI's taxonomy places the organism in Eukaryota, Metazoa, Arthropoda, Malacostraca, Decapoda, Penaeidae. The record is from RefSeq and is a predicted model, not a curated record.
AUGACGGUGCUAGAGAACCCCGCUAGAAUUCUUAUUUUGGGCUUCCUAGUGGAGGCGUAUUUUCUCUCUCUCUCUCUCUCUCUUUCUCUCCGUCAUUCGAAUUUCCUUAACUAUGAUAUACAGACAUACACUGGCAGCAUCCUCAUAGCAGUCAACCCGUACAAGGAACUGGAAAUAUAUGGCCCCGACGUGGUGAUGCGGUACCAGGGCCGGAAGCUGCUGGAGGAGGAGCCCCACAUCUUCGCCAUCUCCGAGUCCUCCUUCGUGGCCCUCCAGCGCCUCGACAAGAACCAGUCCUGCGUCAUUUCGGGCGAAUCGGGAGCUGGCAAGACUGAGACGACGAAGUUCAUCCUGCAGUACCUGUGCUCCGUGACCUCGGGGGUGUCCACGUGGGUCGAGCAGCAAAUCAUCGAAGCCAACAGCAUCUUAGAGGCAUUUGGCAAUGCCAAGACAGUUAGAAAUGACAACUCUAGUCGAUUUGGAAAGUUUAUGCAAGUGUGCUUUGACACGUCUUGGCAUAUCAAAGGCUGCGUCAUGCAGGACUACCUCCUGGAGCAGUCCAGAAUCACCUUCCAGGGACCUGAAGAGAGGAACUACCACGUCUUCUAUCAGCUAGUUGCGGCUGCACAGAAUAACAAAGAAAUCGCAGACCAGUUCCAUCUGCGGCCAGCGAGUUUCUACACCUACCUGAAUCAGUCUGGGUGCAUCACCAUAGACGGAGUGGAUGAUGUCAAGAGAUUUGAUGGACUCCGACUAGCUUUCAAUGUACUUCAUGUCCCGCCAGAGAUCUGCGACGGCAUUUUCGGUACUCUGGCUGCUAUUCUGUGGCUUGGCAAUUUAGAGUUCGUGGACAUUGAUGGUGAGAAGUGUGAGUUGAGUACUAGCGACAAGGAAGUGCUGACUAUUGUCGCAGAAUUGCUGAAUUUGGAGGAGGAGGAUCUGCUGGGCAUCGUUCUUCAGCGCCAGAUUAACAUCAGAGGAAAUAUCACACGAAUUCCACUCAAGCUUGCUGAGGCUCGGGAAAACAGACAUGCCAUGGCCAAGGCACUCUAUUCUAGAACAUUUGCUUGGCUUGUCGACCACAUUAACAAAUGCACCAACCCUGGGCAGGACCAGACAAGAUUUUUAGGUGUGCUGGACAUCUUUGGAUUCGAGAACUUUGCAACUAACUCAUUUGAACAAUUGUGUAUCAAUUAUACAAACGAAAAAUUACACAAAUUCUUUAACCAUUAUGUGUUUGCAUUGGAGCAAGAAAUUUACCGUCAGGAGGAGAUCAAGUUUUCCCACAUCACCUUCACUGACAACACAGAGUGCCUUGAACUGCUUGAAAAGCCUCCAAGGUGCAUCCUCAAACUCUUAUCUGAAGAGUGCCGAAUGCCCAAGGGUGCAGACAAAUCCUACUUGACCAAGUUACACCAGGAAUUUGAUUCCCAUCCCAACUACAUCAAGGGUGAAGACAGAAGAAAGUGGGAGGUGGAAUUUGGUAUCAACCACUAUGCAGGGAAAGUGAUAUACACCGUGAAAGGCUUUGUCGACAAGAACAGAGAUGCACAGCAGGAUGUGUUUUUCGAAUUGAUGAACAAGUCACGGAACAAAUUUGUCGCUGAUCUCAUAAGAUUCCAGGAUCUCCUUGGCUGCACCAUUGCCAGAAUGGGUACCAUACAUAGCACAAUCUCCAGAGGAACCUCAAAGGGAAAGCCAACAGUUGCUGAUGCUUUCCGCAAUCAACUUCAGGCUUUGGUUGAUGUUCUGCAGUCAACUAAUCCAUGGUAUGUCAGGUGCAUUAAACCGAACAAAAGCAAAUCUGCUGACUCCUACGAUGAAUUGAUGGUGCUUGACCAGCUGCGGUAUUUGGGCAUGAAUGAUAUCAUCAGGAUCCGCAAGGAAGGAUUCCCUAUCCAUAUGACCUUCACAGAUUUCAUCACAAGAUACUUUUGCCUAAAUAAGAAGCGCAGACAUCCGACACCCAAAGAUCAUGUGUGUGACAUCAUGAAAGGUCAGAAUCUGCCACCAAGGGAGUGGCAAGUUGGCAAGAGCAAAGUAUUCAUCCGGCAGAAAGUAUAUGAGCCCCUAGAAGACCAGCGUCUCACCACAAUACGCGAUGCAGCAGUCAAAAUCCAGGCUGCAUACCGCAUGCAUAAGCGCAGAAUGGAAUAUAACAGGAUACGAGCAGCAUGUAUAAAUAUCCAAAAUCGCUACCGUGGUUGGAAGCUAAGACUUGUAUUCCUGAGAAAGAGGCGGGCGGCAGUAAUUAUUCAGUCUAAUGUCCGAGGAAUGUUUGCCAGAGAGGUUGCAAAUGCCCUUCGGGAAAUGAAGCGAAUCGAGGAGGAACAACGAAGACGAGAGAAGCUGGAGGAGGAGAGACGGCAGAGGGAAGAGGAAGCUCUCAAGUUGGCAGAAGACGAGGAAAAGAGGAAGGAGCUGGAGGAAGCUCAGAGGAAAGUCGAGGAGGAGAUGGCAACACUCUCCAACAUGGCUGAGACAGUCAACACGCGGCUGGCCACUUCCGGCCCGACCAACCCAGACGAUGCAUCUCAGGGCUCGGGCGAAGGGGUUGAUCUCGACAACCUGUUCUCCUUCUUAUCGAAUAUGGAAUCCGAGAGACACGUCCUUGAUGAAAUAUCUCGACAGAUGGAAGAACUUGCCGACAAUGUAGAAGAGGAGAUUGAAGCUCUUAACCGCGGCGAAGGGGAAGGACAGGAAUCCCCUUUGCCGCCACCACCCCCACCUCACGCACCAGAUUCCCUUCCUCCUCCUCCACUGCCUCAAGACCUCGUUUCUCCACCACAAGUUGCAGAACAAACGCCACCUCCUCCGCCAGCCUUGUCCGCUCCCCCACACCCAGUCCCAGGAACAGCAGAGCAGAAGGCUAAUAGAGAGAGUGGGGAUAGCCUGCCACCCCCACCUCCGCCACAGAUGAAUGGAUUCCAUGAAGAUGAGAAACCAAAGGAGCCAAUAUAUGAAACUAUUCCUGUUGGCCUAGCAGGGUCACAGGGUCGAAGGGAACCAAACUAUGUAUCAGGUCCACCACCUGCAGGCCCUCCACCUGCUCCUCCAGAGGAAGAGGUUGAGUUAAGAAGACCUCGAGAGCAAUCUCUAGAACGUCGUCGAAGACCUUCGGGCCAGAAGCGACCUUCGAGAUCCCCUUCUGCUCGAAGCCCAUCACGGGUGUCACGAUCUGGUACAAGAAGUCCUGUGCAGCGGGUGAGCAGUCGCAACAAUGGUGUGGUCGAAGACCCAGACAGACAGAAAAACUAUUUCAAUAAUCUGAACGCGCUGAGGGUACACUACCACAUUUGUUUUUUCACCAAGUGUUUCAGAAAUAAACCCCAAACAACCAACCAAUUCAGCACCCCAGCACCACUCAUGUUCAACACUUCAAUUAGCCAUUAUUUUGUAAGCUUCCUUCAAAAGAGCCUCAGCCUUGAUGGAAAGCUGCGGCAGUAUGUGCAGUGGUGCCUCGAAAACUGUAAAAAUACGAAGGUCAGUUGCAGAAGACUACCUCCUUCCUCUGUGGAGAUUGCAGCCAUGAAGAAACUUGGAACCAUUGUUUGCAGAUUCUUCUUCCUGGACGGCCGCACAAAGGCUAUUGAUGUCCAUCCAAGGGACACUGCUGGUGACGCCAUGCAGAAGCUGGCAGACAGACUUGGACUGGCGAAUUUAGAGGGCUGGGCGAUAUAUGAAUCUGGUCUGGAUGGAGACAAGCACGUAAAGAUCCAUGAGUAUCUUUAUGAUGUGAUAUCAUCGUGGGAGACAAAACAACAAAAGGUCGGGAGUUCAAGCAACUAUGGAACUCUCAAUAAACGCUCUUCACAAACGGUCAGUUCUGGGGAGAACAGAUUUGUUUUCCGCAAACGUCUCUUCCGCUCUCCUCGGGAAAUUCCAAGCGACCCAGUGCAAGUGAACCUGUUAUAUGCUCAGGCAGUAUAUAGUGUAGUAAGAGCUGAUGACUUCCCAAUCAAUGAGAAAGUAGCUCUCCAGUUGGCUGGGCUACAGGCUCAGGUGGCACUCGGUGACCCAAAGGAUGGCAAGACUGAAUUUUAUGCUGAUAUUCAGUCCUAUCUCCCAGCCCGCAUAGCUCAAGGAAGGAAGCAGGCUGAGUGGAUACCAGUGCUUGGACAGGCACACAGGCAGUAUGGCACUGGCAAAACAGACAUCGUAGCUAAAGUGUGGUAUCUGACAUGUGUCAUGCAGUUCCCUCUCUACGGGACCACGAUGUUCCAAGUCUCAUAUAGAGGAUAUUGGUCAUACGGGAACACACUUAUCCUGGGAGUCAACUGUGAUGGCAUUGCUAUGAUUAAGCCAGAUGACAAAUUCAUCCUUUAUGAGUAUAGAUAUUGUGACAUAGAAUCAAUCUUUUUAGAUCCAAGUGACAACUUCAUCACUAUAAACCUCUUAAGAACUCUGCCAGAUGCACAUAAAUGCUUUGUUUUUGAGACCAAAGAAAAGGAAGAAAUAGGCUUCCUUAUAGCUAGUUAUUCUCCGCUUCUCGCAUCUUGGAUAAAAGACAUGGACUCCAAUAAGAAGGUGAAGCAGAUUACGGGUGAAGAUCGAAUACGGUUGUAUUACAACCUGGUGCAUGCACGUCGGCAAAUCAUUGAUGCCAACAUCCUCAGGAAACCUCAGGAGCAGGGUGGGAACUUCUUUGUCAGUACGCUGAGGAGAUUGAACAAGCAGAAGCUAGAGAAGCUGCGCCAGGAUUAUGGGGAGAAUUCAGAGACAUAUAAGGGCUUCCACCACAUGUUCUGGGCAUUCUCCAAGACUCCUUUGACUCAGACUCUCACGAAGAUUGCUACGCCUGAGGUUGAACAGCAAGCACUCCAGAUCUCUCUUGCCAUCCUUACCUAUGCGGGUCUUAAUCCUAAUGCUGAAGCAGCAGUUACAAGUGAUGACCAGCAACUGACAAUGGUUCAGGGCGUGGUGGAGCAGUGUAUGAAGCGAGACCUCCUGCUUAACGAGACGUAUCUCCAGCUCAUCAAACAAACGACAGAUCAUCCAGAUCCAAAUUCGCGGGUAAACUUACGGCAUUGGUCCUUGCUGACAUUGUUCUGCUCCGUCAUUCCCCCAACUGACAAGUGUGUUAGAAAAUACCUCCGUGCACAUCUACAGCGUUGCGCCACAGACUAUGUGUCGGAAGAGGGAAAGUAUGCUCGCUAUGCUGAGAAGUGUCUUGUUAAAGCUCUGAACAAUCGGCGUCGGCAGUGGGCUCCCUCAAAACAGGAGAUCUUAUGUACAAUAAAUCGCAGACCAAUAUAUGCUCGCUUCCAUUUCAUGGAUGGACAGUUCCAUUCAUUGGAGUUUGAUGCAUCAGCAACAACAGCAGAUGUUGUUGAUCUAAUCAAACACAAGAUUGGACUCAAAGAAACCACCAAAGGUUAUGCCAUUUAUGAGAUGUUGGGGACGACAGAAAGGUGCAUACUGAUGGAAGAGGUCUUGGCGGAUGUAAUGUCCCGGUGGGAGCGAUACAGGCAGUCUACUGCAGCCACUCAGCACCACAACCAUCACAUAUUCCUGUUUAAGAAACACCUCCUUCUUGAGCAGUGGAUAGACCUGAGUGACAAUGUGGAGAAAGAACUCCUGUACUUCCAAGUCCUCUAUACACUUCGUGCUGAUAAAUUCCCUGUCACGCAGAUGGAGGCGGUGAUGCUGUGUUCCUUGAGAGCCCAGAUAGAACUAGGAAACUUUACAGCAAACAUGGACUACGGCGAAGUGAUAGCUCACACACUCUCCCCGCGUUUGCUGACUAGUGUGACCCACGAGUCUGUGGCAAUGCACCACCAGAGCCUCUUCAACAUGGAUUCACAGGAAGCAAAACAAGCCUUCCUUAACCUUAUCAAGUCAUGGCCACUGCAUAGAGCUACAAUAUUUGAUGUUACACAAUCAUUUACUUCCAACUGGCCAAAGGUCCUGUGGCUUGCCAUUGAUGAGAAUGGAGUCCAUCUCCUUGAGCAUCGAUCCAGGAACGUGUUGUGCACAUAUGAGUAUGACUACAUAUUGAAUUACUCAGCCUCCAUUACUGCGCUCAUGAUCAUUACAGGAUCUACAAGGAAGCAAAGCAAAAUAAUCCUUAAUACAACUCAGGCUUUCAUGAUUGCAACCUUAAUCAAAGACUACACUGAAGUUCUGAGAGAAAGCAUGGGCGGCGCACCCCCAGAGCCCCCUCCUCAUGCGGGCAUUCUGGCACAGCCUGUGAUGGAGGAAGGAACAGUUCUUCACCAGCAGCAACAGCAGCAGCAACCGCAACAGCAACCCAGACGGCAUCGCCCUCCCAGCAUCAUGGCCAGGCCGCCUCCAACUCUCACAGAGGAGCUGGUCACUCAAUGAUGUGCUUCUCAUUGCUAAUGGUUUUAAAAUAUUUCUAGUUUUUUGAGUGGGAACUUAUCCUCAGUAUUUUUAUGACGCUUGGUAAUACUCAGACAUGUCAAGAUAUGUUCAUGAAUUGCCCCAUCUAUUUUGUCCCUGAUGUUUGCUAGUUUCACUGUUGGAUAUUUCAGAUAUUUCCUAUUCUUCUACAAUCUGGGUUGUGGUCAAGUGUUUAGAGAAAUUGUAAAGAUUUUAGUAGUAAUCUAAACAGGGAAUUUAAAGUGCCAGAAUAAAAAAGUAUUUUUUAAAAGAUUUUAAUGAUAAAUGUUUGCAUGGUUAAGUUUGGAAUGAAACUGCAAGCAGUUUUUGUCCUGUAGAAGUUGAGAUAACAAUUUUAAUCAAAUGCCCAACAAGAAGAUUUGGCUAAAAUUUGUUUACAGUUUUAAUAGAAAAAGUAGUAUAUUAAUGACAUAAGACUGGCCUCAAAGUUGUUUUCCCAGAUAAUUAUACCUUUGUUGAAACAUAUGUGCAAAAGUUAUACUUAUUAGUAGGAACUUUGAUUUCAGUUAGCAGUGAGUCCACGUGCUAUCAACAUAUUACAAGAACCAAAAAAGUAACAUUGAUAUUGUAGAAGCCUAAGAAAUAAUUCUGCUUGAAAUAUGUAUAUAUAGGUGUAUGAAAGGGUACUAUCAGUUUAACUGGGAUGUGAGUGCUGUUUGUGUAAAUGCAUAUGUAUAUUCAUUGUAAGUGUGUGUCUGUAUACGCAUGAUCAUGAGUGUCUGAGUGAGUAUCUGUGUGCGCCUGUGUAUGUGUGUAUCUAUGCAAAUAAUGCAUGAACCUUCCUUUGGGUCUUGAUAUAGGUGGACUCUUCUCUUCCAUGCACUAACUUGCUCAAGAGCUUCAACAGUAGUCAGAUUGUUCCCCAUCAUCCCGUGGGGUGGGAGCCAGUCACCUGCCUCGCUGUGUGUCGUAUGUUGUGCCAAGUGUAGGCCCUUGUUUCGUUUAGCAAAGAUGCUUUAAGCAUGAGUGUUUGUUAUGAAUGAUAAGUGGUUUUAUCAUGUAUUUAGAUGAUCUGUGGAUGAUUUUCAUGGAGAAAGAUUAUUUAUGAUAUAUUCCAUUUGUACAAAUAAUUUCAAUUUCAAAUUAUGAAGAUAUACUUUUAUAGAAAUAUAUACUGUAUACAGAAAUACUAGAUUGCCUUCAGGAGUUCAUUUGACUUGCCCUGAAGUCUGGGCAGAAUGUAAGAAACAUGAUAUCCACUUUCUGUUUUGGAUCUGUUUUAUUGAAAAAAAUGUCUUUUAAGGCAGGCACACACACACACACACACACACACACACACACACACACACACACACACACACACACACACACACACACACACA